Gossypium arboreum is the source of this 1185-nucleotide messenger RNA. RefSeq lists its product as uncharacterized. Bases 1 to 1185 code for a protein of 394 amino acids. Lineage: Eukaryota; Viridiplantae; Streptophyta; Magnoliopsida; Malvales; Malvaceae. The transcript has a single exon. The record is from RefSeq and is a predicted model, not a curated record.
AUGGCGUCUUAUGAUUUUAUCAACGAUGUUUUAUUAGAAAUUUUCUCGAGGGCUGAUUUGAAAACAAUGAAAAAGUGUAGGGUCCUUUCGAAAGAGUGCAAGGAUCUCACUUACGAAUCUAGCUUUAUCCGGCUACAUUCUCAAAGGACAUCAACAAUGGUGGGAUAUUUACUUCAAUGUAUGAAAAUCUUUGUUUACGGUUGGAGAGAUCGAUUUACUUCCAACUUUGUGUCAAUAGCCAAUUCAGGGCUCGAGCCAAAACUAACUCGGAAUGUUCUUAAUUUUUUACCCGAACAAGCUCAGAUUGUAGCAGCGGUCAAUGAAGGUUUGGUUUUAUGUAGCCCGAGAAUAUAUGGAGAAAACUGGUUUUAUAUUUGUAAACCAAGUACUCAACAGUGGGAAUUCAUUCCGGCUCCAAAUCCUCGAUUUUAUAGGUCAAAGAUAAGCAUGUUGGUGCUCAGAUCGAACCCUUUACGAUUCAAAAUCGUCGGACUCUCCGACACCGACUGCAGUGAUGAUACACACUCCGUAUCAGUCUCUGAAUCAGACUCCGAAUCGGACCUCGAUUCGGAGUAUUCCGACGAAGAAGUUAAUGACCGUGUAGUUUCCAAUGAAAAAUUAUGGCACUGCGAGAUAUUCGAUUCCAAGAGUUGGGAAUGGAAACAAUCAGACGAUUUAAAGUUGACAUACGAUGACUUUUUCAAGAACGAGCAAGGCGUUUCUGCAUGCGGCGGUAUCCAUUGGCUUAUUUCCAACAGAGAACAAGACAAGGACAUCGUAUUAUCUUUCGACGGUAACAAAGAGGAAUGGACAAUGGCUUCGUUGCCGAACUCACUUCGUCGAAAAGAAUAUUGUGAGCAGAUAGCACUUGUGUCGUGUGAAGGGAACCUGGGGUUAGUAAAGGUUUCUUUUAAAACUAGAGCUCAGAUGGUGGAUGUUUGGGUUUUAAACUAUGAACACAUAUGGAUUAGAAAACACACCAUGAAUUUGAACAAAGAGUGUUAUCUUACUCGUUUUCAUUCAUUUUACAGUGCUGACACUCUGCUUAUGAAGGAUAUUUGGAGUGUGUAUUUUUAUAAUUUCAAGACUCAGAAGUUCAAUCGGGUAACAGCUGAUAAUCAAGAUACAUAUGCCGCAUAUUUUAUUCAAACGGAUUUUGAGUCCGUUCAGCUGAAGCCUGAGUAA